Fonsecaea nubica is the source of this 1710-nucleotide messenger RNA. RefSeq lists its product as hypothetical. The coding region runs from base 1 to 1710 and encodes 569 amino acids. Lineage: Eukaryota; Fungi; Ascomycota; Eurotiomycetes; Chaetothyriales; Herpotrichiellaceae. Gene Ontology annotation, biological process: secondary metabolic process. Gene Ontology annotation, molecular function: CoA-ligase activity. The record is from RefSeq and is a predicted model, not a curated record. The transcript has 4 exons.
AUGCCGCCGCUCAAGACAACUUAUUUGCCGUCGAAAGACUAUGAGCUCCCCGACAUCGACAUUCUGACCUUGAUAUACGAAUCGCCCGAGGCAUGGACGACCGAUUCCACGAUCCUCCACGCCGAAGCUGCUCUCCCCUCAAACAGCGUCACCAAGGCGCAAGCGAGAACCUACACCAAGCGCCUCACCCAUGUCUUCCGGCACCAAUUCGGCAUUGGCGCAAGUGGCCCGGGCAAGGACGUCGUGGUAUGCAUCUCGUCUGGCCAAGUUCUGCUGCCGAAUAUCUUUUACGGAGUGAUCGCCGCGGGAGGAGUGUUUAGCGCGGCAAGCUCCUCGUUCACACCCUUCGAGUUGGCACGGCAGGUCAAGCAGGGAAAGAGUAAUUUGAUCGUUUGCAGCUCCGACUGUGUCGAGGUUGCCGUCCGGGCGGCCAAGGAAUGCAAUGUACCGCUUGACCGGGUAUUGGUGCUCGAGUCGAUGGGUGGGAAGAGAGUACUACAGGACGUGGAGCGAAAAGGCAGGAAUUUCCUCCAGGAAGGCUGGAAGAAGGAAGAGGAGCUUGACUGGGAGAGAAUCACGGACAAGAAAAUAUUGGAGCAGCGGGUGGUCUGUUUGCUGUACAGCAGUGGGACGACAGGUGUUCCAAAGGGGGUCAAUAUAUCGCACCUCAAUCUCGUCUCUGAAGGGCUUAUCCCCCAGUAUAUGAUCCGCGAGUCCUUCAUCAGGAUACGCCGGCGCGAUCCCUCGUUCAAUCUCGAAUACCGGACCUUGGCCCACCUGCCCGCGGCGCACAUCGCCGGCUGCCAGGGGUACUUUGUCAACCCAUCGAUCGCUGGGGGACCUGUCUACUGGAUGCCCAAAUUCGACUUCCCCAAGUUCCUCGAAUACUGCAAGAAAUUCCACAUCACCCAAUUUUUCACCGUGCCGCCGAUAUAUCUACUCAUUGCGAAGAGCCCGCUGGUGACGGACCAGUUUGCGCACAUGGUGCACGCGGUCUCGGGCGCCGCGCCCAUGGGAGCAGAGCUGCAAGCCAUGGCGGAGAAGAAGCUCGGCUGCCAGAUCAGCCAGGUGUGGGGGCUGAGCGAGACGACGGGCGCCGUGACGGGCAUGCCGUACGACCAGGACGACAAGACGGGCUCGAUCAGUCCGCUUUUGCCGAAUAUCCGCAUGAGGAUCGUGGAUGACGACGAAAACGAUGUGGAGGAAGGAUCGGAGGGGGAACUCAUCGUUCAAGGCCCCAUGAUCACCACGGGCUAUUGGGACAAUGAGGCGGCGACGAGGGACAGCUUUUCGAAAGACGGGCAGUGGUUCAAGACGGGCGACAUUGGCCUGUGUAGGGACGGCAUGUUCUACGUGGUGGAUCGGAAGAAGGAACUGAUCAAAUACAAGGGCCUCCAAAUCGCGCCCGCCGAGCUCGAAGCCCUGCUGAUCUCCCACCCGCUGAUCCAAGACGCCGCGGUCAUCGGCGUCCCCGAGCCCGGGGGAUUCGGCAACGAAAUCCCCCGCGCGUACGUGGUCGCGGACAAAUCCAAGGUGUCGGAGGAGGAGAUCAAGGACUUUGUCAAGCGCAACCUGGCGCUGCACAAGCAGCUCCGCGGCGGCGUGGUGUAUCUCGACGCGAUCCCCAAGAGCGCCAGCGGGAAGAUCCUCCGGAAGGAUCUGAGGGAGUUGGCCAAGAGAGAGAGGGUGGGCGAGCAGGCGAAGAUUUAA